AUGAAUGAACCACUAGAUGGUUUUGCAAAUGCUUCUGAUUUCCCUGAUUAUGCAGCUCCUUUUGGAAAUCGCACUGAUGAAAAAAUCCCACUCAGGAGGCACUACCUGCUUCUUAUUUACAGCAUCAUCUUCCUAGUGGGCUUUCCUGGGAAUGCAGGGGUAAUUUCCACUUAUGUUUUCAAAAUGUGGCCCUGGAAAAGCAGCACCAUCAUCACGGUGAACCUGGCCUGCACAGACCUGCUGUACCUGACCAGCUUGCCUUUCCUGAUUCACUACUACGCCAGCAGUGAAAACCGGACCUUUGGGGAUUUCAUGUGCAAGUUCAUCCACUUUGGCUUCCAUUUCAAUCUGUACAGCAGCCUUCUCUUCCUCACCUGUUUCAGCAUCUUCCAAUACUUUGUGAUCAUUCACCCGAUGAGCUGCUUUUCCAUUCACAAAAUGCGAUGGGCCGUGGUGUCCUGUGCUGGGGUGUGGAUUGUUUGACUGGCACCUGUCAUUCCCAUGACCUUCCCGAUCACAUAAACUACUGGGAACAAUAGAUCUGCCUGCCUUCACCUCACCAUUUCAGAUGACCUCACUACCAUCAAAUGGUACAAUCUAAUUUUGACUGCAACUACUUUCUGCAUUGCCCUGGUGAUAGUGACACUAGGCUAUGCAAUGACUUUUUACAUCCUAACCCAAGGACCUCAGACUCACAGCUGCCUGAAGCAGAAAGCUCGAAGGCUGACCAUUCUGCUACUCCUGGUAUUCUAUGUGUGUUUUUUACCUUUACAUAUCUUGAGGGUCAUUCGGAUUGAAUCUUGCCUGCUUUCAAUCAGCUGCUCCGUUGAGAAUCAGAUCCACGAAGCUGACAUCAUUUCUAGACCAUUAGCUGCCCUGAACACCUUUGGUAACCUGUUACUGUAUGUGCUGGUCAGUGACAACUUUCAGCAGGCCAUCUGCUCAGUGGUGAGAUGCAAAGCAGGUGGGGACCUAGAGUAAGCAAAGAAAAUCAGUUAUUCAAACCAUCCUUGA
This is a messenger RNA of Manis javanica (Malayan pangolin), 1014 nucleotides long. RefSeq names its product oxoglutarate receptor 1 (gene OXGR1). The record is from RefSeq and is a predicted model, not a curated record. Gene Ontology annotation, cellular component: plasma membrane. NCBI's taxonomy places the organism in Eukaryota, Metazoa, Chordata, Mammalia, Pholidota, Manidae. Gene Ontology annotation, biological process: G protein-coupled receptor signaling pathway. Gene Ontology annotation, molecular function: G protein-coupled receptor activity.